AUGUCAAUCAGAGUCUUGUUGAUCCUUGCACCACCAGCUUUGCUCUCCGCUGUCAGCACCCAAAUGCAGAGAGAUGCUUCUGACGUGGUCUACUCCGCCAAGAACACAUUUUUUGUACCUCUGGGCUCUAUCGACGAUGACGGCUGGUGGUGCAUUCAUCAGCCAUUUCCCCAGGUCAAGAGGCUCGAUAUUGCCUUCGAUAUGCAGGAUAUCACAGAGAACAUCGCAUACACUCUACAGUGCGUCAAGUACCGGCAAGACGGACCCGACGGCACUUCCAGGAGGACCCCUUUCGAGGAACUGACGAACGCCGAGAGAUGGGACCUUUUGCGUGAAAAGAAUAAGGAAGGGCUCACAUUCGAUAUUUGGUCUUCGACGAUUAGUGCUUGGCUAGGUAUCGACGGUCUAGAUCUUCUCCGCCUAGACCUCACAAACUGUCGGUAUCCGGUCGGUCGCUGUCGUAUGGGCCAGACUCUGCUGGGGUACCUGGAUGGUAAUGGCUACAGUUAUGGGCAUCCGAAGCGGAUUGAGAUUGUGGGCAUGCUUGAACGGGAACAGCACAUUUGCAGAGAUAUGCUUGCACAUAGUGGUAAGAUACCUCUAGAUUGUGUCUUCUUCGUUGAUGGUCAGGGAUGUACAUGUAAAGUGAGUUCCCCGAUCUAUCGUAUUCUUGUACGGACUAUCGACAGGCCUCUCAGGAAGGAGCAAGCUGCGACCCAAAAGUUCCAAGUGCUCACUAAAGUGCUGAUUGAAAAGCUUUCGAUCGACUUCCACGGUAUCAAGCUAAUUCCCAGAUGGGAGAGGCGAAAUUGA
Molecule: messenger RNA, 813 nt
Organism: Letharia columbiana
Lineage: Eukaryota; Fungi; Ascomycota; Lecanoromycetes; Lecanorales; Parmeliaceae
Exons: 1
Coding region: 1-813 (270 amino acids)
Source: RefSeq, a predicted model, not a curated record